Molecule: messenger RNA, 2313 nt
Organism: Schistocerca americana (American grasshopper)
Lineage: Eukaryota; Metazoa; Arthropoda; Insecta; Orthoptera; Acrididae
Gene: INPP5E
Product: inositol polyphosphate 5-phosphatase E
Exons: 7
Coding region: 34-2034 (666 amino acids)
Biological process (GO): phosphatidylinositol dephosphorylation
Molecular function (GO): phosphatase activity
Source: RefSeq, a predicted model, not a curated record
AAAACGAAAAAGAAAUCGUUGUGUCGUGUGUUGAUGCAGAAGAAAACGAAAGUUGGCUGUUUGUCAACAAAUUCGGAAGAAUUUUUCCACAAGAAAUCUAUGUGUGAAGAAGGAAAACUUGAGGAAAGGAAAGGUAGUCCAGUGAAAGUUAUUACGCCGAGGGACUCGGGUGACUCAUUGGAAAACUUCCAGACGAAGGCGAAAUUACAAAAGAAUUAUCAGUGUUCUGAAUCCUUGAGUGAUUUAAAUAACAGCACAAAAGUGGCACUGUGUUGUGCAAUGACAGAGCGUUCCAGAUCAUCAAGCAGCAACCAGCGGUCUGAUUAUCAGUGUGUUGCCGAAGAUAAAUCAAGUAUAAAAGCCGUCGCUCAGUUGGGGACAUCGGCUGAAGAAAAUACUACCAAAAAAGCCUUCAGCGACAAGAAGUCGGCGUCGUUGGAGGAAACCUUUAGUAUAAAUUCCGACAUUGCGAGUAAUAGAAAGCAAAAUGAAUCAAGUUCUGGAGAUAGAGAAGAAACGUCAUCUGUGCAUCACGAGUUGUCCCUAUCACCAUCGGCAAGCGAAAUUUCUUCUUGUGAAUCUUGCUCACCCAAAAAUUCUGUUUCACAAGCCCGCCUGAGAAGGCAACUACUCUCUCAGAGGAGAUCGGCAGAUAACCUUGUAUCUUGUGUGGCACAACAUUCCUCUCCUGUUUCGAACAGGAGUGCACCAGAACAGCGUCGUUUUAAAAAGAGAUCAUCGUCACAUGACGCUGCAGCAGUUCAGGAUGAUGACAAAAAAGAGAAGGCAGUUCUUACGGUAAAUAAUGAGAAUUCUGUGUCUGGAAAUUCAUCUUCCACAAGAGGACAGAAAUUUGUGGCUUCAAUGGAUAGUUUGGCCAGGAAUUCCUUACUUGCAGCACAAGUUCUGCAUUUGAUACCAACAAUCAAAGCUAGGGAAAGGAACUUUUUACAUGGCCGUAUUGCCGCCAAUUCACUUCUUGGAUCAGUGGAACUGGAACGCACACUGCCCCACCGUGAACUGCGGAUCUUUGUGGGAACAUGGAAUAUGAAUGGACAGCCUCCUCCACAUGAACUUAAUGACUUCAUGCUCCCAGCAACUUUAGAACAUGUCCCAGAUGUUGUUGCAAUUGGCACUCAAGAGAGCUAUUCGGAGAGGUUUGAGUGGGAAGUGAGUCUACAGGAAACGCUUGGACCUUCACAUCUCCUGCUCCAUUCGGCAGCACUAGGGACACUGCAUCUUGCUGUGUUUAUACGGCGUGAUCUCUUAUGGUUUUGUUCUGUUGCUGAGGAGGCAAGCUACAGUGUUCGACCUGGAACAGCAUUCAGAACAAAGGGUGCUGUAGCAGUGGCUUUUAUGUUGUUUGGCACAUCAUAUUUGUUCAUUACUUCACACCUUACAGCACAUAUGGAGAAGGUCAAGGAAAGAAUUCAGGAUAUCAAGAAAAUUGUGCGUUCAUUAGAUCUUCCAAAAAUUCUGCCGAUUCGUCACAAGAGUAAAGACGUAACACAGAAUUUUGAUUAUGUGUUCUGGUCUGGGGAUUUGAACUUCAGACUUUCUCAGCCCCGUGAUGAAGUUUUGCAGUGGGUAUCAGAGCAAGAAUUCCCCUUGCCCUUGCCACAUAGUUUACACAGUGAUCAGUUGAAAGCCAUUAUUGCCGAAGGAAGUGUCUUCCGAGAUUUUGAAGAAGGUCCUAUAACAUUCCCACCAACGUAUAAGUAUGAUCCGGGAACGCAGAUGUUUGACAGUUCGCACAAACAGCGCACACCAGCAUACACAGAUCGCAUCUUAUACAAAUGUCGAAGUGGUCGUGGCGUUCUGCAGUGCUUGCUGUAUUCAUCAGCUCCAUCCAUCUGCACUUCAGAUCACAAGCCAGUGUGGGGCCUCUACAGCAGUGCUGUGCGACCUGGGAUUGACACUAUUCCUUUGGCAGCAGGCCUCUUCAAUCGUGAUGUGUACCUUGAAGGCAUCAAGCGACGUGCUGCUGCAUUGGAUAGAAGCCAAGGAACCUCGGCUAUUUGUAGUAUGCAAUGAGGAAUAUAUUUAUAAGGCAUAUGAUGAUAUUUACAAAAUCUGAAUCAUCAGUUUUAUUUUUACUUCUUUUUAUCAAUUUUUGAAUUGUGAAUUUGGUCUGUUUUUAGUUUUUUUGUAAUGAGAACUGGAUGUCAACUUGAUUCCCAGAACUACAUAACAUGCUGAACGAUUGCUGAGUGACCUUCAGUAUUAUUAGGAUCCAAAUCUACAACUUUUGUAAUCUGUUUGGAUAAAACUUGUUAAAAACAGGUUCUGUGUCGCAGUAUUAUGACAAACCAG